CAAAAAAUCAAAGAAAUAGUUUGCACGAUUCUGCACAGAUUAGUGUUUCAUUUUGUAAAAUACUUCCAUUUUAUUCCAGUUUGAUCUUCUCCACAUUAACACCACCAGACCUCACCUCUAUUCUUUAUCGUCUAACUCCUGUGCAAAGCCCAAGGAGCCAAGUGUACAGUAUUUCUUUGUGCUUUAGUUACUUUUGCAACGAUUCCCAUGAUCUCAGUCUCACCUUUAGGCUUCGUAAAGGGGAGGCGGUAGAGGAAAGACACGAAGGAAUGGAUCAAACAAAGAUUGAAUCAUCCUCUAUUUCCACAAAAAGCCAUCAAAUCCAGCUUUGUUAACUCACAGUAAAUGCAAGAUAAGUGGCGAGUUGAAGUAAAAAGGGUUCCAUGAGAUGACAUUUUGUCCUUGGAAUAAUCACCUGAAGGGCCAUCAUCACUCAGACCCUGAAGAGGAGAGACAGAGAGAGAAGGAACACUUUUAACUCUAUAGAUGGCCUCAACAGCCUGCUGGUGUCUUUGAGCGUACCAAAAUAAUCGGUCCGACAUGAGCAUCCCAACUGGUUUUAAAGAACUGAGGGUCAAUGUUGAUAGAGGAGAAAAGAUUGGAAAUAAAAGCCAAAUUCUGUUCCCACAAUCUGGAGAUGAUAAUGCCAAUCAAGUAUCUGUAAUUGGUGAUCAAGAAGGAAGAGGAUUGAUAGAGGAUACAGGUUACAGCACAACCUCCAUCCCUCCAUUGGUCUCACAGAGUGAAUCCCCCAACAAGGUAGUGAUCUGGGGCUCUGGGCAGCAAUGUAUGGAGCCUGAGCUCAGAGAGUUUGAGCUUUUGGAGUGUCAGGAGAUACAUACAUUCUUAGGAAACAGGGAUCAGGAGGUGGAGGAUGAGGAUGACGAUGGAGGAAGUAUGCGGGAUGGAAAGGAUGAGGGCCCCAUGUCCAUUUCCUCAAGCUCAACUGCCAGCUCUGCUUCGACCGGUGUGAGGAGAAAUGACAAUGAUAACAACAAAGUGGAGAGCAUGAUACAGAGGGGCAAAGAGGGGCAGAAAAGGAUUGCCUGUCAUAGCACAGAAGAGCUAGACACAUGUGUGACAGGCUCAAUAGAGAAACGGGACACCAGGUCAGGCAGAGACAGGGAGAGACGAAGGGGAGGUCUAAAGGAAUCCAAGUCUGAGACAAAUGUGUUUGUCUCCAGUCUGUCAGCUGUCUCCUUCAGCGGGAGCCUUUCAAGCGCUCUGGAUAGCAGCGGAGAAGUGCAGUCUUUCAUCCCUCUGUCCAACUCCAAGACAAACCCUUAUCCCAAUACAACCAACACUACCUCAGCUCAGACCAGAAGAGGGGCAGGCCCUGUAGAUGCCAACUCCCCACCACUGCAUCCUCAGGAGAAACAUGGCAGUUUCCAAUACCACAGCCAAGAUCAGAGACAGGAGGAGGGAAGUUAUCAUCGUAAUGGAUUGGCCUCCGAUGGGGGGCUGGGCCUAAGGAGGAAGGCAGGAUUUGAGGAGAGGGUGUUGCCACCACGACGGCAACAGCUCGUCAGACCCCUCUGUCAGACAGAGGUUGGAGGAGCAAGGAGCUUAGCAGAGCCCAAUGCUCAUCAAGCUGAGACAGAGCAACCUUCUUCCUCAAACCCCUCUCCAGAUUCACAGAGUAAUGGGUCAAACAGAAAGUUUACAAAAUCGUCUUUACGUGAGCCAUCAGAUUUCUCCAACCUGUACAAAGCACAUGGAGUCUUACAGCCCAGGCAGCCCAACCAGGCAGCCCAGAGGGAGGCUCUACCUGUGGAAAAACAUUCUGCUCCAACUGCAUGGCGUAAUUCAAGUCCUUCAAAUCCUUCCACUUUCGAGAAGAAACCCCAGACUCAGCUAACAUACAGAAGGAAUUGCUCUAGUCCCAACAGAACGGAGGUUGAUUCUAGGUCAUCCACCCCUCCCCACUCCCCUCUCAGGACACCCCAGGGUUCACCACGCAGGCAACCUUCCAUGUACCUCGUUUCCAGGAAUGUCCCUGGAGUGGUAAGACACAUCCCGUCAGGAUGCAACUCUGCUGUAAUGACAUCAGCUCAGGGCUAUGGCAACAGUUGCAUGAGAGCACCAGUCAAAACAAAUAUAAGCACAAGUGGAAUCCCUAAAGCACCUCUUAACAACCAGCAGAGCUCUAACAACAACCCCAGCCCCAAAGAGAGCUCACCAUCACCUAAACUUAAACCUAAAGGAGUUCGGCCCAAAAUCAUUACAUGUGUUCGAAAGAAUCCUCAAUUUAAGCCUCAGGCUGCUGACGGACCUUAUCAGAUAUCCUCUCUACCAUCAAGGUUGUCAGCAUACACACAUGGCCAGGCACCCACUUCCUUCAAAGACACCUCUAAAGACCCCUGCAAGCCUGACGCAGAAACCAGAGGGGCCCCAGUGCUCAGUGCCUCCAAUCUGCUUUAUGACAAGUACCGCCAAGAGAUGCAGACAAACAUCUUCCCAUCAGGAAUGCUGAGCAGGAGUAUCAGGACCCCUGGACACACAAACACCGUACCCCCUGCACACACACACAGCCACACGGCACCCUCGAAACUGCGUAACAACAUCUUCGGGGCACCAUCAGAGGUGGGGCGAUCUGCCAGUUUUAAAGGAAGUACUGCUGAGGAUGCGCUGCUGUCACGGACGGCCGCUCAGGCCGGAGGGAGCGGCAGCCUCCUGCGCUCCGGCAGAGGUCUGCGUCUGGGCCUGGGAGCUGUCACCAGGACGACUACGGCCUCAGCCAAAGGCAGAGGACCUGGUCCAGUUCAGAAGUCAACACUGAUCUUCAGCCAACCAGUCCAACCUGUCAGCCCAGCAACCAGUCAGGAAACGCAAGAUGACACAGAUGACCAGGUUUUCACCCAUAAUGCUCCUCCUCCUGCUCCAGCGACAGCCGCAGCCCAACCUCAGGCCACGGCCUCCAGGUCUCUGCUUCCCAAAACAAGCCAGUCGGGCCUGCGCCCACCAGGCUUCAGCUCCAGCCGCCUCCCCGCGGGCCGCCUGGCAGCCUUUGGCUUCGUCAGGAGCUCCAGCGUGUCUUCCGUCUCCUCGGCCCACUCCGUCGAAAGCACACAGAAUGACCCCUGCAGAACAGCUCAUCGUCUGAGUGUAAGCGAGGAGCCUCCUCUUCACAGAGUGAUCACUGGCCCUCCGUCGACAGAUCACCAGAGAGGGGCACCAUGUCGCAGCAACAGCCUCCAGCCGCCCUCCACCCCAGCCCUGCCCCGGCGCUACCUGCCUGCCCAGCCACGAAGCUCCCCUGGAGUUGGCAGGAAAGAGUUUCAGCGGAGUUCAGAGGUCACUCGUUCUCUCCCGUCAUCCCCAAAGAGGCUGGCGGUGGUUCCUCCCAAACCUCAGUCCCCGGUCCAGUGUGGGCUGCGGCCUGCAGCAGCAGUGCGAGGGUCAUUUACCCCGGGGUCCCCUCGCCGCGUGGCCCCCCUGAGGCUGCAGCAGGAACAGCAGGAGAGCCUGCAAAGGGAGAAAGAGGAGGCUCAGCAGAAAGAGAGAGAAAGGCAAGAAGAGGAAAGAGAAAAAGAAGAACAAAGAGAAGAGGUUCAGAGGCUGCAGGGACGCUGUGAGCAGCAGGAGAGGCAGCUUGGAGCUCUUAGAGAAGAACUGAGGAAGACUUCCUUGGGUCUGGAAGCCUUUAUUAUCACCACACAGCAUUACUGCCUCAAGAAUAAAACUACAGAAGAAAAUCAAAGGAAAUUGUCCAUGGAAAUGCAACAGAUCAGAGAGGAAAUGGCAUCCAACUCGGCGCGAUGGGAGAGAAUCCAUCGGGAGAAGACAGCACUGGAGGUGGCGUUUGACCGAGAGCUGCACGAGCUGCAGCUGCAGCAGGAGGCGGAGCUGGCUGCUGUGGAGGAGGGGCUCAGAAAGUGUCACUCAGCAGAGGCAGAACACCUGAAGGAGGAGCAUCGGUCAGAGAUGGAGGAGCUGAGGACUCAGCAUCAGGAACAGAUGGAGGAGAUGACAGUCAACCAUGAGGCAGCCAUGCAGGAGCUCAGAGACAUGCAUAACAUCACCAUGGCAACACUGCAUGAGGAGCAUGCCCGUACCAUGAGAGACUUGAGAAAAGCUCAUGAACAACAGAAGAUGCUUCUCGAGGAAGAUUUUGAGAAACUCCGGCUUUCUCUACAGGAUCAAGUGGAUACCCUCACAAUUCAAAACCAGAGUCUGAAGAACAAAGCCAAGCGUUUUGAGGAGGCUUUAAGGAGGAGUACAGAUGAACAGAUAGUUGAUGCCUUGGCUCCAUACCAACACAUUGAACAAGAUCUGAAGAGCUUGAAGGAGGUUGUGGAAAUGAAGAACCAGCAGAUACACCAGCAAGAGAAGAAGAUCUCCGAUCUGGAAAAAGUGCAGGCCCAAAAGAACGUGUUCCUUGAGGAGAAGGUCCAGGUUCUGCAGCAGCAGAAUGAAGAUCUGAUGGCCCGUAUUGAAAAUAACCUAGUCCUGUCUAGGCAACUUUCAGAGGAGAACGCCAAUCUCCAUGAUUCAGUUGAGAAGGAAACCUGUGAGAAGAAGCGGCUGAGUCGGAACAACGAGGAGCUUCUGUGGCGUCUCCAGACCAGCCCCCUCAUGUCCCCCGCCUCUUCCCCGCUGCACCGCUCCUUCUCCACCUCCCCUGUCCCCUCAUCCCCAUUCUUCUCCUCCUCACCUGUUGCAGGGUGCGACUCUCCAACCCACUGCCACGGCUGUUCCCAGCAGGCUCAAUACUGCUCCCCCUCCCACAGAGCUACCACCAAUCAAAAUCUCUCCCCAGGACCAGCCACACCCACUCACAGGGCAGCGAGCAAUCUGAAUUACUCACCUGGCCCGGCCACGCCCACUCACAGGGCCGCGAGCAAUCAAAAUUACUCACCUGGCCCGGCCACGCCCACUCACAGAGGGCAAGCUAAUCGCUGUAACACAGCCGCUUCUCUCAGCUCAUUUCAGAGAUAAGCUCACAUUUCUCUCUCUCUUCAAUUUUCAUAACUGGCUCCUUGUCUUCUAUUUUCAUUGUUAUCCUCCUCCCUUUUUUAAAUGCAAAUUGCAUUGAAGUAUAUGUUGUAGAAAAACAACUGUGGCCUGCAGUCAUCAAAGGAUAAACUAAGCACCAAGGUUACAGCAUCCCAAAAUUUUCGAGGCCCUACAGCCGGUGGCGUCCAUUAUGUGGCAGAUAUAAAUUUGUAAAAGGAAAAUGGAUUCAGACGACUACGGCUCAGUUGUCUAUCCCCAAUUAGUCUUGAAACGCAGACUGUACAUACUGUAUGAUAGGGACACAGACAGUGUCGACAUGUAGUGAAGCCUCCCUGCAUGGGUAGUCAUGAGACAGAAACUGUACAUAUGGAAACUGGACACCAGAAAAAAAAUUCUCUGGUGUGUUAAAAACACACGUCUUUGAUAAAAUAAGCUAUAUACAGUACUCUCUUUUUGUCUUUCUCUCUGUCUUUCUCUCUUUCUCUCAUUGGGAUUAGUUUCUCAUUGUGAAUUUUUGUUUGUUUUUGUUUUUUUGUCUGAAAGAAAUCCCCCAACAAAGCGCCUUAUACUCAGUCUUGCCGUCUCACCAGCAGAGAACGACCAACAUUUUAUUUCAUGAAGGACUUUGGAUACAGAAUUGGUUUUAUAAUCAAAAUAAAUCAUGUUCUUUAGCCUCCUCAAGGUGUAUUUAACAUUGUCUAAUUAGUUCAACAACGGUAGUUUUACUCGUGUGGGACGACCCUACCUGGAGCCCCAGCCAUUUUACCUGCAAAAUCCUGACGACCUAAUGUUCAAACUUUUGCCAGGUCUUCCUGCAGGCUCUCGCCACCAAGCAACUUUUUAUUUUGGGAUCCCUCAGGUCUACUUGCAAAACCUAUGUCUGCCAUUUUGUAUUUACCUCAUCGGGAAUGUGCAGUCUGUUGUGUCUGUAUAUAGCUCAACAGCAACAACAAAAACACACAGCACCAGAGAACUCAACGCUACAGGGGGCUUUAAACCUAACACAGAAAUCUUAAUUAUUUUAAUUUUUGUGGAUAAUUUUAUUUUUUUUAAUCUGAUUUUUAGGCUAUAUCUAAUUUAUUUGUUACAUGCAUUUUGCUAAUUAAGCAAUCAUGUACUGUUGAAGUCUUCCAGUCGUAAUGUGAAACAUUUUAUUGCUAUGGUCUGUCUAUUUAUUAAGUUUGAGGUGUGAAGGAAAUGAAUUGUGUUUGUAACUUUGAAAAUAUCACCUAUAAAACACAAGUGGAAUAUGUGAUGUGCCCCAGGAGAAAGGAGCUAUACGACUUGCUGUCAGUAGUGUUAAGGGGAAUGUCUUAUUAUAUUAUAAUGGGACUAUAAGCUAUGUAGGUUAAACAUGAGUGUCACCCUUUCUAAACCUGUGUUAACCUCUUCAUAAUCUUUUUUUCUUAUGCUUGCUUAUCUGAAUGACACUUUUAAUCCUUUAGGAUUACCUUCAAACUUUUGCGAGUUACACUGGAUUCUCCGUGUGCAAGAAUAUAUCGUUCAGGGAAUUAUUUUCUAAAUUUAGAUUAGAAAUUCUUUUGUAUAGCUUCUCUAUUAUACACUCAAGAUAUUUCCCACGAUCAUUUUCCACUUAUAUAAAAUACAACAGAGAAACCAACCUUUGGUAUAUAAAAAUGAGAAUUAUUUUAUAGCAUACAGUUUGUCAUAGCUGCCUCCUGUACUGUACUCUUCUGACUAACUUACCCUCAGGGUCCUACUCUUUCAUCUGGCUUUUUCAUUUAAAACUACAGUAUAAUACAAUGUAAUCUCAGUGAUUUACUCGCACAUGGACAAACAAAGCUGUUCAGACUACAUACAUAAAUGAGCCGCUGUAAAUAACCAAGGCCAAUGUGGAGGGAUGAGAGUAAAUCUGUGUUGUCUGUUGGCAGUCACAGCAACAUUGCUAAUGGGAGCAUGUGUUAGGGUUAGUCACAUGUCUGUUACGUUACAGGUAGAGUAAAUGUAACCUUUUACCAGCAUGUGAUGAAUGGCAUAUCUGGAUUGCCGGUUUUUCAGUAAAGUAAUAGCCUUUUAAGUAGAUAUUUUAUUGCUAUGCCAGCACUUUUAAUGGCCAUGAAAAAGUUUUAAAAAAAAAUCUUUUCAUGGAUUUUCAAGAUUUUUUGUAUGACACACACAGGGUUAAAUGCUCUUAAACGAAAGAAUGUCAAAUACAGCAAAGGAAUUUGAGAACUGUAUCUCGAUUCUCACUGAUUUUAUACCUACACUGAUGGUUUUUGAGAAUGUCUUUGCAUAACGAUCAAUUGUAAGAAUAUACCAGUCAGUGACACUGUGUUUUCAAAUGUUGUACGAUUGCAGUUCACCUAAGUCAUUGAAUUGUUCUUCAGGGUCCCCCUAAAGGUCACUUCAGGUGCAAAUACAAACAAGUCUACAAAGAUGCAACAAAAAUUAUUGUUUACAAACGGCAGCGUAAAAUCCCAUAUUUCAUCUUAAAUUAAUAUUUGACCUUUGAAUGGACUAUGAUUUCUAAACAAUGAACUGUUAUUGUAAUGACCCUUCAAUGUGUCCUGUGGACAUUUGUGUCUCACUAUGCGCUGAAUGUCAAAUAUGUAAUGACUGCAUUUUAUAGAAGUUAUUCAUGUGAUUUUGUUUGUUAUAAGACCUCUUGUCUGACCACUAUGUAGCAGCUAUUUCAUAUGUAGCACUUGGUUGAGCCUCCCCACAACAAACAUGGGUCAUUCAUCUAAUCCAUUAGGGAUUGAAACAUCCAUGUUCAUGUUUAAAUGCUGUUGUAGCAAAUGUUUCUAUGGCUUAUCAACUUUCAGCGGAAACAUUUGAAAUUGAGAAGGGAAGCUGUACAAUUACCCUGUGUGGAUUUAGUCCAGAGAAAACGUUCACUGAAUUAGUUUGUUCUGGCACUGAUUGUAUGUUUGAAUGUAAAUACAUUUACAACAUUAGUUGUGUCUUAGUGCACCAACAAAAUAAUAGAAGCAUGUUUUUCUGUCCUUGCUGUUUCUCGCUCUCCCUUUCUCUUCUUUUACCUCUCUGCAUUUGUGAUGGUCAAAAUGUAACUGUAGCUUAGGAGGCCUAGAGGACGAGGAAUGAGAUGGUUCGACAUGUAACGUGUACAAACGUUGUUGAGGCUUUUAUUUGUACUUUUUGGGGAGAACAUAGUAUUAAAAGAUAUUCAAGAAAA
Etheostoma spectabile (orangethroat darter) is the source of this 8113-nucleotide messenger RNA. RefSeq names its product microtubule associated tumor suppressor candidate 2a (gene mtus2a). The coding region runs from base 541 to 4938 and encodes 1465 amino acids. Lineage: Eukaryota; Metazoa; Chordata; Actinopteri; Perciformes; Percidae. Gene Ontology annotation, molecular function: microtubule binding. Gene Ontology annotation, cellular component: nucleus; cytoplasm. The record is from RefSeq and is a predicted model, not a curated record. The transcript is spliced from 16 exons.